Podarcis raffonei (Aeolian wall lizard) is the source of this 607-nucleotide messenger RNA. RefSeq names its product microtubule nucleation factor SSNA1-like. The coding region runs from base 73 to 456 and encodes 127 amino acids. The transcript has a single exon. Lineage: Eukaryota; Metazoa; Chordata; Lepidosauria; Squamata; Lacertidae. The record is from RefSeq and is a predicted model, not a curated record. Gene Ontology annotation, cellular component: centrosome; ciliary basal body.
GCAGACGGUGGUGAGAUCAGCUGGUGGAAGCAGGGAUCAUUUCCUUCUCCUCCGAAGGGUGGAGCCAGCAGGAUGACUCAUCAGGGGGCUGUUCUGCAAGGCUAUAAUAAUGAACUUGUGAAACAUAUAGAAGACUUGUACAUGCAAAGAGAAGAAGUGAGCAAGCAGAUCAGGGAAGCGGAAGAAGAAAAGAAUAGGAUCCAAGAUAAAAUUGAGACCCUGACAAAACAACUGGAUUGUGUGUGUGAAAACUUAGCACAGAAAAAUGCUGCACAGAAGAAACUUGACGAAGUCCUUGCCGAAGCAGCGUUGACUUAUGAGAAGAUCUUGGAAAGCUCUAGGAUGCUGCUGAACGUUUUGAAAGCCGAAACGGGGAAUUUAGACAAAACGAUAAUGCUAAAUAGAAAUGUGACUGGGGAUAUUCAAACACUUGGGCUCCAACAAACGCAGCACUAGGCUUGGUGAAAAGUUAUAUACAAGAAAUUUCACUCUUUGAUCUUAUAUUGGUGGGUUUAUUAAUGUUUUUAUUAUGUAUCAAUUGUUACUUUUUAUAAAGAAUAUCAUGGAAGCAAUAAACAAGUUGAAAAUAAAGUUCUUUAAAACUUAA